This is a messenger RNA of Prinia subflava (tawny-flanked prinia), 1548 nucleotides long. RefSeq names its product CD24 molecule (gene CD24). The transcript has 2 exons. Gene Ontology annotation, biological process: regulation of cell-cell adhesion; cell adhesion; cell activation. Gene Ontology annotation, molecular function: protein tyrosine kinase activator activity. Gene Ontology annotation, cellular component: membrane raft; external side of plasma membrane. NCBI's taxonomy places the organism in Eukaryota, Metazoa, Chordata, Aves, Passeriformes, Cisticolidae. The record is from RefSeq and is a predicted model, not a curated record. Bases 86 to 352 code for a protein of 88 amino acids.
GCCGGGUGCGGCGGAGCAGUGCAUCCCUCUCGCCCGCAGCCACAGCGGCAGGAGCAGCAGCAGCAUCGCGGCGGGACGGCAUCAGAUGGGCAUGGGGACGGCGCUGGCGGCGCGGCUCGGCCUGGGGCUCCUGCUCCUCGCCCUCCUCCUUCCCACGCAGAUCUACUGUAGUGGAACAAGUAAUGGAACAAGUCCAACACCUUCAAACAACUCUUCAGCAAGUUCCACUUCUCUGUCAUCUGUCACAAAUUCAGUGAACAAUACCACCACUCACGGACAUGGGAGUUCUCUUCACUCAACCACAAGCCUUUUUUUCAUUCUCUCCGUUUCUCUUCUGUAUUUUUGCUGUUAAGAGACUCUGGCAUGGAAAUGGCUACCACUCCCCACCCCGUUUCCUGAACCACCUGAGAUGGCUCGAUCUCCAAUCCAGCAUGAGAAGAAAUCAACCCAAACUCCUCACAAAACCAGCUUGGUUCCACUCCAUACUCAAAUUAGCACCAGUUUGACCCAGAGAAGCACUCAAUAAUCUGACUUUCAAAGCAGGCCAGUGUGAAAAGACCAGCUUCAGCAAGGAGGUAAAAUUUUGAGCUCUUUCACCAAAUGAGUUGGAAUCUGAAAAACAAGAUGGAAGCAAAAAGAGACUGUACUGACAAACCCAAUUUAAAGCUGAGAAGAAACACAGUAUCUUACAAUAAGGAUGGAUAAUAACACUCCAUGAAGAGAAAAUGCUAGAGAGUUUUUUCUACCAUUUAGAAUAAGGUCUUCAAGCGGUUUUAUUUUUUAAGUUAAACAACAUCAACGGGCUCAGAGAACCCCUAGAAAACACAGAAAAGCUCUAAUAGUUCUGUUUCUUACACAGCCUAUAUAGUUAUAACUUAUGGGUAUCAGGAUGUAUGAAAAAGAAACAACAUCAGUGAAAAGGGUUUCUUCUAGAUUUCAUUUGUAUGAAAUUGUUACAAGGCUAAAAGAGAAUAACAAUUUUUUUGUAAGAAGCCUCUUAUUUAACUCCUGAUUCCUAACCAAAUGGUUAGCCUGGCAGGGCUAGUUUUGAAAUAGCUAAAACCCCACCAGUUUUUGUAAGAGUGGAAUUAUUUAUGGUGGGAAUUUGAAUUUGACAUUUUAUUUAAAUUGUUUGUAUAUUAAACCAUAUGUGCCAGCGAAAGGAGGUGUGGAAACAUUAGAAAAAGUACCAGGAGCUUUUUGUAAAUGAAAUUCAGAAAAGAACAAACAAACGAAGUCAAUGGAUGUAUGUCUCCUCUUUCCUUUAUUUCUCCUCCCAAGUUCUACAAGUUGUGUAGGGUUUUUUUGCUCCUGGAAGUUUCUUUAAUUAUGAAGGAUUUAUGAAAUCUUAUGAGUAAUGUUAUAGUACUGCUUUUUUUUCCUUUUUUUUUUUUCCCUUUUUUUUUUUUUUGGCACAAGGUGAAUAGCUUACUGUUUUUUGAAGAGUUUUAAUUGUGAUAGUCGACUUUAAACCUGGGCUAAUAUUUGUGGUGGGGAGAAGGAAUGGGGAGAGGAGAGUAAACCACCAAAAAAAAAAAAAAAAAAAAA